Aspergillus versicolor CBS 583.65 is the source of this 1002-nucleotide messenger RNA. RefSeq names its product NUDIX hydrolase. Gene Ontology annotation, molecular function: hydrolase activity, acting on acid anhydrides, in phosphorus-containing anhydrides. Gene Ontology annotation, cellular component: mitochondrion. The record is from RefSeq and is a predicted model, not a curated record. Bases 1 to 1002 code for a protein of 333 amino acids. The transcript is spliced from 3 exons. Lineage: Eukaryota; Fungi; Ascomycota; Eurotiomycetes; Eurotiales; Aspergillaceae.
AUGCCUUCCAAGCAGAAGAAGCCGCCGGCUGCUCCCAGGCCCAGCUCGAGUGUGGUUUUGAUAUCCCCCACGAAUGAGAUUCUCUUACUUCAUCGCGUCAAGACAUCUACGUCGUUCGCUUCUGCCCACGUCUUUCCUGGAGGGAACCUUUCACUCCAGGACGGGCGAUGCCCACCGCCUGAAGAUGUGAAGAGGCAUGAAGAUGCGUCUUGGUACCGCAAUGCCGCUAUCCGCGAGCUAUUCGAGGAGAGCGGAAUUCUUCUCGCCAAGGACCAGAGCUCUGGGAAGAUGCUCGCGGUCCGAGAAGAGGAGCGCGACAAGGGCCGCCGGGAGAUUCACCAGAAGAAAACGACGUUUUCAGAAUGGCUACAGAAGCAAAAUACUGCGGCUGUGCCAGAUAUAGACAAUCUGAUUCCCUUCACACGAUGGGUCACCCCGCCAAAUGUCCCAAAGCGCUACACCACACAGAUGUAUCUCUACUUUCUACCCCUGCCUCUGGAGUCAGACAAGUCACUGUUAAGUGAGAUUCCCGCAGAGGGUGAGCGCGAAGAAAUCCAAACUCCAACGAGUGACGGAGGAGUUGAAAUCGCUGAGGCGCAAUUCUUACCUGCAUCGGAAUGGCUCCGCCAAGCAGGGCAAGGUGAAAUUAUUCUGUACCCACCGCAGUUUGUCCUAUUGAGUCUGGUAUCACAGUUCCUGGAUAAGGGAACUCGAACUGCCCCCGCAGAAGAGCUGCAGCAGAGGCGCACUCAACUGAUAGAGUUUGCCCAUUCCAGCAGCCCCCCGUGGACGGAGAAGUGUAUCUCUCCAAAAGUUGGUAAAUUUACAGACGAUGGACGUGCAAUAAUGAAAUUAGAUCAUCCCGGCCCGGAGCUACAGGGAACAGAACGUCGGGGAGAGUUUGAUCGGGUGGUAUUCGUACGGUUUAAGGAUGGCAGUUCUCGCGAACUUAGUAUGGCCUGGAAAAAAGACGUUUUUCCUGGGAAUAAGAGUAACAUCUAA